UUUAAAAAUAAAGAAAAGUCCAACCAAGAUCUGGAGGUGUGCAUGAAUAAAUGCAAUGCGAGACAAAUUUCAGUGUCACGUUGCUGUUGACAAGAGUAAAACCAACUCUACUGGAGAGCGGCCAUCUUGGCCAGUUGAGUGUGAGGUAGAGAGGAGCUUAGCGUCUACACCGUACACUGUACCUCACGGUAAGAGGAGUCCUCCGGCUGCGACCGAGCCAACUGUAUUUCAUCCUCCUCCAGGCAUGGAGAGCGCAAGAGUUGCUGAAACACAGCAGAACGUACUGCUCGAGGUCCUCAGCUACUGCAGGGUAAACUUCCUGCUCAACAUUUACAUCAUGGGUUUCUUGCAUGCAGCAGUGCAGAGGCUCGAGCAGAAGAUCGACAACCUGCAGUCCAAACACAGGAAUCCAGAGAUCUCAGAAGAGCCGACUGUGGCAGUAGGAGACUGUCAGCUCUCCUGGUCCCUGGUUCAGCGUCUCGGGCCUUCACCUCAAACAGAACACCUGGGAAACCCUGUAGGGGGGUGGGACUCGGCGAACGUCCUUCCGCACAACGUCGGUGGAAAGAGGAGCCAGCGUAGGAGACAGCGAGCUCAGAGAGUGUCUGAGCCAAAACAGGAAGCGGCUGUAGAUGCUAAAGAGGAGGAUCCGCGAGAUAAUGACACGCAGAAGAACGACAGAGCGAAGCGUCAGAGAAAACAAAGGAAACGUCGCGCUGCAGCUAGAUCUGAACCCGAGGAGGCGCCAAGCAUAGAGGAGAAGAAGAGAACAGUAAUGCACAGAGUUCUGGAUAGUGAUUGGUCAGAAGUUAUAAAGAAUAACGCAGUACACGUCUGACGUGUCUCAGGACACGCCGUGGGAGGGGAGCUCUUCUUUACCGCGUGUGAUGGAUGCUCUCGUUUCACACUUCGCCAGGAUAAAGCUGAUCUGUUUUUAUUGUCUGAAUAUAAC
Ictalurus furcatus (blue catfish) is the source of this 952-nucleotide messenger RNA. RefSeq lists its product as uncharacterized. The transcript has 6 exons. The record is from RefSeq and is a predicted model, not a curated record. NCBI's taxonomy places the organism in Eukaryota, Metazoa, Chordata, Actinopteri, Siluriformes, Ictaluridae. Bases 56 to 838 code for a protein of 260 amino acids.